UCUGUGUUUUUGUCGCAAAGAGGACCUACAGUGGAUCGCUUUUAUUUGACUGAAAGCUUAAGCCUACUCCCGUGGACUCUUAUCUGCCCUCUGACUGCUGGAGUCGACUUCCCUCCCCUUUUUAAUUACCAUUUUCAACGAUGCCAGAGCUCUCACAGGGGCGCCUGGAUGGGAAACAUCCUCUAUCACACAGGCAAUGCUGCACGAGCAGUGCAGGGAGGUUAUCUAAACCUAACACAUGUUUACGAUGAUGGGACCUCGGGCAGACACGAAAAAACAGCCAGAGGCAGCCAUGAACCCGCCACGCCGGACAUCAAGCCCUCCUCGCCGGACAUCAAGCCCUCCACGCCGGACAUCAAGCCCUCCACGCCGGACAUCAAGCCCUCCACGGAGACCAUCAAGUUCUCCUGAUGAUAGGCCCUCCACUGAGAGCGUGCAGAUGAACAACAGCAGCAACUCCGGCGUGAUCCUGGACAUCUCGGCUCUAAAGAUGGCGGAAGUGGACACGGAGGUGCCUCCUCUUCCACCUCGCUAUCGCUUCAGGGACUUACUGCUGGGGGACCAGACCUUUCAGAACGAUGACAGGUGGUUGGAGCAAUGA
This is a messenger RNA of Trematomus bernacchii (emerald rockcod), 601 nucleotides long. RefSeq names its product formin-like protein 5. The record is from RefSeq and is a predicted model, not a curated record. The transcript is spliced from 4 exons. Bases 239 to 601 code for a protein of 120 amino acids. NCBI's taxonomy places the organism in Eukaryota, Metazoa, Chordata, Actinopteri, Perciformes, Nototheniidae.